Amoebophrya sp. A25 is the source of this 334-nucleotide messenger RNA. NCBI's taxonomy places the organism in Eukaryota, Dinophyceae, Syndiniales, Amoebophryaceae. The record is from the annotation of a GenBank genome assembly.
AUGGGAACUUCCACCGCUUUGGCGACACCCGGUGGCCAACUCCUUGUCGACCCAGCCAAAGCGCGCCUGGCCCAGACGCAUCCGCUCGACUACGAUCGCGCUACCUUGCGCCGCUAUCUGGGAGCCCCUUCGACCAUGACCUUGCCUGACGGAACCCAGAACUACAUUCCUUACAUCAGUCAUGUCAACGGCGUGCACAUUGACGCAAAAGCUAUUAGCGAAGGCGUCUUUAUCCAGAGGGACCGUCUGCCGAUCUGCUUGAUUGCUGACUUGGAAAUGCUUUUGACCGAGAAGGACCUACUCAAACUCCUCAAGAGAUACAUCAAGUUCCUGG